UGUCUAGGUUAUUAUAUCGCUCAUUGAGUUCAUACAGUUAAUCGAAAAAGUUACUUUGCUCCUGAAAUCUGUUAUCAUUUUAGUUUGAUCCGAUCCUGAAUAAUGUCUGUCUUCCACAAUUUGACCUGCGCCACUGACUUUGACCGGGCAUCUCCCGUGUCGAUUACCAGUUCUUCAAAUGGAUCGGAAACAUUGAAUACAAGUUCAACAAAUCGACGGGGUAAGCGUAAACUGCGACAAUACUACAAACGCCAUAUUAAGCUACCUUUUUCUUACGUCGAGAUGAUCACUAUGGCCAUUAAAUCUUCGUCUUCUGACAAACUGACUCUUCGAGACAUCACAAACUUUAUUCAAGACAAGUUCCCUUGCUUUCGUGGCGAAUACGUCGGAUGGAAGAACAGUGUUAGACACAAUCUAUCUGCCAGUGAGUGCUUCACUAAAGUUCUACGAAAUCCCAGUCAACCGUAUGGUAAAAACAACUACUGGAUAAUGAAUGCAGAAUGUGAACAUUGCAAGAUAAAUAGUGAGAAAGAUGCUACCGGUGACCGACUACUGCCUGUAUACUGCACACCUAUCGUCGAUUCAAUUCCAACUCUGUCAUCAAAUGCUACCGAACCUGCCACAGACAACCCAACCAAACUACUCAAGCACCCUACAACUGAGAUGUCGCAUGGUACCAACAUCGCUGCACCAGAGGCACACUACGACGAUUGGUACUACGAUCAUUCAUACAAUUCUCGUCAAAGUUCCCGUCGACAUCAGCGCUAUCAUCCUUACACACCUCCGCAUAGUAACCACUGGCAACAAAAACGUCAUCCAACAGCACAAGGAACCAACGCCAUGGAUGAUCUGGCAAAUCUUGAGGAUCUGUAUGUGCCGGCGCAUGACAUCGAUUUCUCCAUGAUGUACAGCAAUUCGAAAACGCUCGUUAAGGAGCAGUCAGAAUGCCACGUGCCAUAUGCUACGAACUAUCCUACUGGUUUUCAAGGUUAUGAGACGCCCUACUAUCCAUAUAUGGACUACCAUCUACCAACUUCGUACCAGCUUCCACAAGACCAGUACGAUUGGCAGAGAGCGACACCAGUUGACAACAGGGUAGAUGACUACGUACAUCCAUAUACAUUCGAUUUCGCCCAACAAGUUUAUGAUGUUCCGUCAUUCCCAUCGUCACCUUCGUCAAUUCAUUCGUCUGAUUCCUCUUCAUCAUAUUCAGCUAUGUAGGUUCCUGCUUCUGUCAAAUGAAAUCUAGAAGUUAGAAUAUAGGCCUCUACUGCUUUAUCAUAAUUCUUAACAGUUUCCGUUAAAUUGUUUUGUAACAUCAGCCGUGAUUAUAGGGUAGACGAUACAUAUAGGCCUAAUACACAUACUUUUAUCAUUUCAGUCGAUGUGCAAUGUAUCUUAAUAUAUAUAGGCCUACUCCAUGUUUUAUUUAUAAGUAAGUGUGUAUAUAAUAUGGGUUACUCUUCACCCUAUUGUAUUUAUUGAGUAUUAAGUAACAUAGGCCUAUUUAAGAUUGAUGAGUAUAUUUUGGUAAAUAAAUACAGUUUUUUGAAAUAUA
Molecule: messenger RNA, 1558 nt
Organism: Anneissia japonica
Lineage: Eukaryota; Metazoa; Echinodermata; Crinoidea; Comatulida; Comatulidae
Product: forkhead box protein A2-like
Exons: 2
Coding region: 103-1221 (372 amino acids)
Biological process (GO): regulation of transcription by RNA polymerase II; animal organ morphogenesis
Cellular component (GO): nucleus
Molecular function (GO): RNA polymerase II cis-regulatory region sequence-specific DNA binding; DNA-binding transcription factor activity, RNA polymerase II-specific
Source: RefSeq, a predicted model, not a curated record